Molecule: messenger RNA, 952 nt
Organism: Carica papaya (papaya)
Lineage: Eukaryota; Viridiplantae; Streptophyta; Magnoliopsida; Brassicales; Caricaceae
Gene: XND1
Product: xylem NAC domain 1
Biological process (GO): regulation of DNA-templated transcription; system development
Molecular function (GO): DNA binding
Source: RefSeq, a predicted model, not a curated record
UAUCUCAUUCUUUUCCUGAUAUCAACCUUUAGAACCACCUUUCUACGCUGUAAAUAUCAUUCGGCUCUUGACAUAUACAUAUAUAUAUAUAUUCAUCUAGAUAUACAGGGGGAGAUCGAUGGGCGAUGGCAAUGUGAACCUGCCGCCAGGAUUCCGGUUUUAUCCAACGGAUGAAGAACUUGUAGUUCAUUUCCUUCACCGUAAGGCCUCACUCUUGCCUUGCCACCCAGAUGUCAUUCCUGAUCUUGAUCUCUAUCCCUACGAUCCAUGGGAGCUUGAUGGUAAAGCUCUGGCGGAAGGUAAUAGAUGGUACUUCUACAGCCGGAGAACACAGAACAGGAAUACAAGCAACGGUCACUGGAAAUCAAUGGGCAUCGACGAACCAGUCAUCACAAGCUCCGGCAAGAGAGUUGGUAUGAAAAAAUAUUUCGUGUUUUACGUUGGGGAAGCUCCCGCUGGAAUCAAAACAAACUGGAUCAUGCAUGAGUAUCGACUUCCUGAUUCUGCUUCUUCUAGUAGAUCUACUAAACGAUCAGCCCGUGCCAAAACACUAGAUUACAGUAAAUGGGUGGUGUGUAGAGUUUAUGAGGACGAUGAUGGAACGGAGCUUUCGUGUUUGGAUGAAGUAUUCUUAUCUUUGGAUGAUCUUGAUGAAAUAAGCUUACCAAAUUGACCUUCACACACUUCAAUUUGGGUGAGUCUUUUAGUGUAUAUAUAUAUAUAUAUACACACACAACGUGGAAGUGGUACUCCAGUAACAUGAUCAUCAGACUCCGUAGCACUCCAAAUUGUAGAAUCAUGAGACAUCAAUAUUAGUGUUGCACUAUAUGUAUCCGUAACUUGUAAUUUUGGAAUUAACCAAGCAAAAAAUUGAAACAUUUUAGCCAAAACUAAGACAUGAUUGUUGCUACCCAAAAGCAGUACAAUAUAUUUCUAAAUGGGUACUGUUUUC